AUGGCCCCUACGCUGUUCCAGAAGCUCUUCAGCAAGAGGAGCGGGCUGGGCGCGGCAGGUCGGGACGCGCGGGACCCAGACUGCGCGUUCAGUUGGCCUUUGCCAGAGUUUGAUCCAAGCCAAAUUCGACUGAUUGUAUAUCAAGACUGUGAAAGACGAGGAAGAAAUGUCUUGUUUGACUCCAGUGUUAAGAGAAAAAAUGAGGACAUAUCAGUAUCGAAACUCUGUAGUGAUGCUCAAGUAAAAGUGUUUGGGAAAUGCUGCCAACUGAAACCUGGAGGAGACAGUUCUUCCUCGCUGGAUAGUUCUGUGACUUCGCCUUCUGAUGUAAAAGACCAGUGUUCUAAGUACCAAGGUUCUCGGUGCUCUUCUGAUGCCAAUAUGCUUGGAGAGAUGAUGUUUGGCUCAGUAGCAAUGAGCUAUAAAGGGUCUACCUUAAAAAUUCAUCAGAUCCGUUCCCCUCCACAACUUAUGCUCAGCAAAGUUUUUACUGCACGGACCGGCAGCAGUAUCUGUGGAAGUCUCAAUACGCUGCAAGACAGUCUUGAAUUCAUCAAUCAGGACAACAGUACGUUAAAGGCUGAUUGUAAUAACACAGUUAUGAAUGGACUACUUGGAAAUAUAGUUCACAGCAACCCAAUGGACAUGCCUGGAAGAGAGCUGAAUGAAGACAGAGACAGUGGCAUAGCACGCUCUGCGUCUCUCAGCAGCUUGCUUAUUACACCAUUUCCCUCUCCAAACUCUUCACUUACCCGAAGUUGUGCCAGCAGUUACCAGCGACGUUGGCGACGCAGCCAAACAACAAGUUUGGAGAAUGGGGUAUUUCCUAGAUGGUCUAUAGAAGAAAGCUUUAAUCUGUCAGAUGAAAGCUGUGGCCCUAACCCAGGAAUUGUGAGGAAAAAGAAGAUUGCAAUUGGGGUAAUCUUUUCAUUAUCCAAAGAUGAAGAUGAAAAUAACAAAUUUAAUGAAUUCUUUUUUUCACAUUUUCCUCUCUUUGAAAGCCACAUGAACAAACUAAAGAGUGCAAUAGAACAGGCUAUGAAAAUGAGCCGGAGAUCAGCGGAUGCCAGUCAGAGGAGUUUGGCAUAUAAUCGAAUAGUUGAUGCCCUAAAUGAAUUCAGAACAACAAUUUGUAAUCUUUAUACAAUGCCACGAAUUGGAGAGCCUGUCUGGCUUACAAUGAUGUCGGGGACUCCAGAAAAGAACCAGCUUUGCCAUCGUUUCAUGAAGGAGUUCACUUUUCUAAUGGAAAAUGCUUCCAAAAAUCAAUUCUUACCAGCACUCAUUACUGCAGUUCUGACCAAUCAUCUUGCCUGGGUUCCAACGGUCAUGCCAAAUGGACAACCACCUAUAAAAAUAUUUUUAGAAAAACAUUCCUCUCAGAGUGUGGACAUGUUGGCAAAAACUCAUCCAUAUAACCCACUUUGGGCACAACUAGGGGACUUGUAUGGCGCUAUUGGUUCUCCUGUACGGUUAGCGAGGACUGUGGUGGUUGGCAAACGACAAGACAUGGUCCAGAGGCUGCUUUAUUUUCUUACUUAUUUUAUAAGAUGCUCUGAACUUCAAGAAACCCAUCUUUUAGAAAAUGGAGAAGAUGAAGCCAUUGUUAUGCCAGGCACAGUAAUUACUACCACUUUAGAGAAAGGUGAAAUAGAAGAAUCUGAGUAUGUGCUUAUCACAAUGCAUAGAAACAAAAGCAGUUUGCUCUUUAAAGACCCAGAAGAAACAAGGACUCCUAAUUGUAGCUGUAAAUAUUGCAGUCGUCCACUCCUUGGGCAAAAUAUAGAGAAUGUUUCACAACAAGAGAGAGAAGAUAUUCAAAACAGCUCUAAGGAGCUGCUAGGAAUUUCAGAUGAGUGUCAAAUGAUUUCUCCCUCUGACUGCCAAGAAGAAAAUGCUGUUGAUGUUAAAGAGUUCAGAGAUAAAUUAAGAACUUGCCUUGACACCAAGUUAGAGACCGUUGUUUGCACAGGAUCUGCUCCAGUAGACAAAUGUGCCUUGUCAAAAUCAGGCUUAGAGCCAGCAGAGGAAACAUGGCAUAAUGAGGAAUUGCUGGGUUCAGGUAAUCACACAGGCAAAGUGUUGAGAUCCACAGGAAUGGUUGUGGAAAAAAAACCUCCAGAUAAGCUUUUGACUGCUGCAUUUUCUUGUGAAGCAUCACAGACAAAGGUUACCUUCUUGAUUGGAGAUUCUAUGUCCCCUGACUCAGAUACUGAACUCAGGAGUCAGGCAGUGGUGGAUCAGAUUACCAGGCACCACACCAAACCACUGAAGGAAGAAGGAGGGGCUAUUGAUCAGCAGCAUCAAGAAACUAAACAAACAGCUAAGGACCAAUCCGGCGAGUCUGAUAUACCAAACAUGGUUUCUGGAGAAACCUGUGAACCUCCCUGUUGGAAUCAUUCAGACCCAGAAAGCAUGAGCUUAUUUGAUGAAUAUUUUAAUGAUGAUUCAAUUGAAACCAGGACUAUUGAUGAUAUUAUUGCAGUUAAAACAAGUACAGACAGUAAAGAACAUUGCUGUAUGUUAGAAUUUUCAAAAGGAUUGUGUACAAAAAAUAGCAAACAGAACAGUGAAUUUUGUAAAUGUGUAGAAACAGUUCACCAGGAUUCAUGUAAAACCUGCUUUCCUCAGCAGGACCAAAGAGAUGCACUCUCCAUUCUUGUCCCCCAUGGGGAUAAAGAGAGUUCAGAGAAAAAAAUUGCUGUAGGAACUGAAUGGGACAUUCCACGAAAUGAAAGUUCAGAUAGUGCCCUUGGGGAUAGUGAAAGUGAAGAUACAGGUCAUGAUAUGACUAGACAAGUAAGCAGUUACUACGGAGGAGAGCAAGAAGAUUGGGCAGAAGAAGAUGAGAUACCUUUUCCUGGGUCAAAAUUAAUUGAAGUGAGUGCUGUUCAGCCCAACAUUGCCAACUUUGGGAGGUCCUUGUUGGGUGGCUACUGCUCAUCUUAUGUGCCUGACUUUGUUCUUCAAGGAAUUGGGAAUGAUGAUAGGCUCCGUCAAUGUCUGAUAUCAGAUUUGUCUCAUGCUGUGCAGCAUCCAGUGUUGGAUGAACCAAUAGCAGAAGCUGUCUGUAUUAUAGCAGAUAUGGAUAAAUGGACUGUUCAAGUGGCCAGUAGCCAGAGACGAAUGACAGAUAAUAAAUUGGGAAAGGAAGUCUUGGUUUCCAGUCUUGUGUCCAACCUGCUUCAUUCCACUCUUCAGCUUUAUAAACAUAACUUGUCUCCAAAUUUUUGUGUAAUGCAUCUUGAAGACCGAUUACAGGAGUUAUACUUCAAAAGCAAAAUGCUGUCUGAGUACCUGAGGGGACAGAUGCGUGUUCACGUCAAGGAGCUAGGAGUGGUUCUAGGGAUUGAAUCCAGUGAUCUUCCUCUUCUGGCUGCUGUAGCAAGCACUCACUCUCCAUAUGUUGCUCAGAUACUCCUUUAAUAUAAAGGUUGUUAGAAAUUAACUUUGGUAGAAAGUUAAACAGAAACCAAGGAAGUAGUUGCAACAUUCAUUUAUGGCAGUGUUUUUCCCCGUUAGUCUUCGAUCUGAAUGAGUCAAAUGCCUGGGUAUUCUGCGUUGCAGUACGUAUUGUGUGAUCAUUGGAUUGCUUUUUCCUUUUGGUUGGACUUUUGGGUGGUGGUAUACUUUUAACCAAGUGAAACUAAAACAGCAUAAAUAAUUUUGAGGGAAAGCAUUUGAAAAAGCCAAAGUGUAGAAAUUUAUAAAUGAGUAACAUCAAGGAAUUUCAUAUGAUCACUCCCGUGUUGCCAUGCUCAUAAAUAGCAAUGGAUGUCUCACGAUUAAAUGGCUCAGCAAUAGUCAUUUCAUUAGUUUUAAUUCCUUAUUUCUAAGGUAUGGAUAGAUCUAUAAAACCUUGAUUAUUCGUUUUGUUUUUCAAUUCAAAAUAGUAAUUUUGGGGUAUUUCUCGAAGUAUUUUAAACAGCCUGUUAUAGUAAAUCCAGGAUCAUGAGUGUAAAUGUGUGUAUGUUAUCCACCCAAGUGUACAUAUGUAUCUAUUUUUUAAAAAAGCAGUGGUAGAAAUACAAGAUUGGUAAACAUACCUUUUUUUAAAAUAUUUUCAACUAGUAUAAAUUGUAAAUAGUGUUUAAAUGUUACUCUCUGGUGAAUUUUCUGUUCACACACCCUAAAAUAUAACUAAAGCCAAUCUUUUCUUAAGGCUGAGGAAUGUAGAUUCCCAAAAUAAGAAUACUACUUUAUACCAUUUGUUUUGUUUAUAAGUAUAAGCUAAUUCUUAAAAAUGUUAAUAUUUACAUAUUUGCAUCUAAUUUAAUAAAUGAAAAUUAGGAUUAAAAAUUACACCAAAGCAUUGGGAAAAAUAAUACUAUUUUCUUUAAAAGUGCUCAGGUAGCCAAGGCCUUUGCUUUCAGUAUCAGCCCUUCUUGAACCCACAGGAACUGAAUAUUUGUUUCACUGCUUCAUAAUAUUCAGUUUACACUAAUAGAGCUCAUUUUACCUCUUAAAAUUAUUCUCUUUUCUCUAACGGCCCUUCCCUUCCAAAACCUAGUUUUUUUCCAAAUACUUUCACUUUUCAGUUGUUAAUGUUUUUGUAUAUAUUGUCGAGUGUUGCUUAUGAGAAAGGCUAAUAUGGAACCAAACUCUUGUAAGUAAUGUAAAUAGAAAGAUGGGUAGAUAAAGUUUUCAAUAUGCUCUACUACCUCAGUUUACUUGAAUACUACAUUAUAGUUUAUUCUUUACUUAUCUGAUCUAAGAUACUUUUAAUGCUAGACGUGAAAUUGGUUUCUGCUUUCAUGGACUAUUUUCAUCGUAAUUAAUUGAUUAGCUUAAAAGCCCACUUGUUUAUUCUCUUACUAAGUAUAAUUACUGUAUAAUACAUUCAUUCUUGCUGUUUGAAUUUUUAGUAAUUAAGGAAAAUUUCUGUGGUUGGUUUAGUCUUUGGCCUUGAAUUUAUAGUGUUGGGUCACAUUUUGCCUUGUUCUUUAUGUAUUCAAGAAAUCUCCAACUAGACAAGAAAUGGUUGUUUUGAUGGAGUGUAAACCUGAAAUCGUGCCUGCAAUCACUUUUGCCCCUGCAUCCUAUCAGCUGGUCCCAGUUAGUACCUGAGUCUCCUGUGGAUGACUUGCUGCCAAAGAGUAUUUAUGGAUGUUUUCUUUGGCUUAAUUUUCUUGUUCCAUUAAUUAUUGAAAUUCUUCCCUCUUUUAUUGUUUGGAAUUCUAUGAGUCAGUCUCUUUGGCAGAAUUCAGAAUAUAGACAGAUUAGUAGGUGGGCCAUUGUACAUUAUUUUUUGAUUGUAGUUGAGAAUGAUAUGUACCAGGUAAAUAAUGCCUGUUUUUGCUUGUUCCUUUUUUUUAAUUAAUCGUCAAACUCUUUGAAGUCCUGUUUGAAAUCUCUGUCAUUU
Odobenus rosmarus divergens (Pacific walrus) is the source of this 5362-nucleotide messenger RNA. It is a transcript of the gene FNIP1, whose product is annotated as folliculin interacting protein 1. Bases 1 to 3426 code for a protein of 1141 amino acids. NCBI's taxonomy places the organism in Eukaryota, Metazoa, Chordata, Mammalia, Carnivora, Odobenidae. The transcript is spliced from 17 exons. Gene Ontology annotation, molecular function: ATPase inhibitor activity; protein-folding chaperone binding. Gene Ontology annotation, cellular component: cytoplasm. The record is from RefSeq and is a predicted model, not a curated record.